UACAGCGUGCGUAGAGAGAACCCGAGACACCUAGGGAGACCGACGACGGACGCACAGUAGAGAAUCCGAGCAUGCGAGGAUGGAGAAUGUCGGCGACACGACAAGGACGGUGCUCGGCCGUAGUUCGACACGAGAUGAGUUUUCGGGGGGACACUUGAUAUGCAGGUUGCCGUCGAGGACUCCCACCGUGAUACGUAGCGCGGGUUCCCGAGUCGAAGAAGAGACCGUGUAGGGCCGAUUCGACGAGGCCAAAGAAGAUGCGUGCGAGGCAUGGAGAUGUCAUGGGCGGAAGACCACCUAGAGGGAAGGGGAAGGAUGGCCAUGAUUCGGACGUCCGGAGCAUACCGGAUCGUCUUGAUGCUAGGCAUCCUGCAGAGGCGAUCCAGCGAACGCAAGCGGGGUGUCUCGCAACUGACCGGGAUAGGCUCACCGAAGGCUGCAGCUGGCUAUCCAAAUCGAGCGCACCUCGAAGAACGCAGCUAGGGUUAGGAGCAUGGACAGGACUGCGGCAAUGGCAUGGAAAGCCCUGGUCGCGGCAGUCACCGUGCGGCUCAUCAAACUCUCGCACACAGCUCUUCCCAAUUGCAAAUGCUCAUAUACAUAAGUACAUGGCCUCGGACUGCGCCUCCGCUCAUAAAUCCACGUCGCGUGCUCGUAGAGUGCGAGUGCGAAGAUGUCCGAUCUCCAGCCUACCCAUCUCCUCCCUCCCCCCGACGCCUCACACACACAAGUCAUGCCAUCAAGUGCCGACGAUCUUAUUGAUCUCGGUCAGAGCAGUGCCGAUAAACAGGAUGACGAGGGACCGGGCGCCGAUGAACAGAGCGAUGAGGAACCCAGUGCCGAUGAAUGGAUUGUCCAGAAAUACACCGAAACACGGACCUUCAGACGCUGGCGGGAUGCCUGUUUUCAAGGCACUCUGCCCCUGACCCUCUCCGCUCGCGUCCCCCUCGAGAUCUUCGAGCUCGUCAUCGACAAGAUGGAUUCUCCCGCAUUGACCGCCGCGGCGCUGGUCUGCGCAGCAUGGUACCCUCGAGCGAUGCGCAACCUCUACCACACCAUCGAUAUUGGCAGCCGCACAAGCUACGACAUGCUAUUCAAGCAGUGUAACGCGUCACCACGCGUCAAGCGGUGGCUUGCGAGGACACGCGUGCUGGUGGUACAUGAGCCAUCUGCAUCCUCGCCGUCAGGCAACAAGACCAAGAGUCACAGUCA
Fomitopsis serialis is the source of this 1212-nucleotide messenger RNA. RefSeq lists its product as uncharacterized. Lineage: Eukaryota; Fungi; Basidiomycota; Agaricomycetes; Polyporales; Fomitopsidaceae. The transcript has 4 exons. The record is from RefSeq and is a predicted model, not a curated record. Bases 258 to 926 code for a protein of 222 amino acids.